UGGGAAAUUGCUGUUCGAACCACUGAAAUCGCCUCUUUGAGCCAAAGAAUGAGUUCCAGUGCACUAUUACAAAUGAUUUUGUUGAAUUUAAUGGCUCAGAGCACUUUAAGUCAGAAAACAUUAAAAAUAACUGUCAUAAAUGAAAAUAAGAGGAUUUUACUUUCUGAGCUUGGAAUUUCAGAUGGAAGCAAUUCUGACUGAGACUGCAAACUGAUUUAUGAUAAGUAUUCAACUGAGAAGAACAAGAGUAACUUCUCGUUUGCACAAGUUGUCAGCCCUGAAAUGAUCCAAAGUAAUAAAUUUGCUGAGAGAAUAAGCAAAAAAUUAAAGGGAAAUAAAUCUUCUCAGUUGAGAUUUGGAGCACAACUACAAAGAGAUUUCCAGAAUAAUUCAACUUCAAAUUCUUCUGAUAAGAAUCAGGAACAAAAGAAUAUUAGAAGAAACUACUCCUUUGAGUUAUUUGGCGAUUCUUUGAAUUUUGUAGGAGACUUUGACACUCCUGCUAAAAAAUAAAGUUAAAGAUGAUAGUCAUAGAAACACAACUGGCAUUUUUGGAGGAGUCUUUCAUACCGAUCACAAACUAGCUCUUGAAAGAUGCCUACAAUCAUUAAAAUUUGAAAGGAGUCUAAAGUUAGAACCAAGAAGAAGCUUUCAAAACGAUAUCAAAACUUGAUAUCUUGAUAAAAUUAAGAUUGAAGAGCAUAAAGAAACUAGACUCGAUCUUAAGCCAUAUCAGAAAUAGAUUGGCAAAAACAAACAUUUUUAAUUAUGAUAAAGUCGAUCGAUGUGACAGUAAAUUGUCUACAAUUGCCACUAAAUGGCAUAGACAUACAUUUGGACUCAACUCUCAGAGAGAAUCUAGCCAGAUUGAUGAUGAUAGUAUUGAUGAUUGAGAUGAAUUUGAGGUUUGAGUUGACCCUCCUGUUUUCCAGACUACCAAAACUUCUGCAAUUUUUCCAUCACAAAAGAAGUUGCCACAAAGCUCACAACAGAACUCAGAGAGAGCUAGUCAGAGUAUCGCUCAAUCCAAAGAAAAUGAAGCAUGUCAUCAUAACAUAAGCUGGAAUAUAUUCAAUGAGUCACCCUAUUUAAAUUGAGACAGUAGUCUGGAUAGAGAAGUUUCCGAGAGCUUAGAGGAAACAAAGGAUUCUCCUACUUCGCCCAACCAAAUUAUCGAAAGAAUGAAGCAGAGAUUUAAUUCUAAAGCUCAUAUGAUUGAAAAGAAAAUUAUUAAGAGGUUGCUUAAAUCCGAGGUGCAGAAAAUAAAGAGGAUCAGUUCUAUAUUCCACAUUUCAGAAGCUAUGAGUGAAAAAGAGCAAAGAUUGCCGAUGAGUGAAAGUGAAUUUGAAGAGGGUCCUAAUUUUUAUUGAAGUCAUAGUUCAAAUCUGCCAUCAAAGCUUUCUGAUGAUUCUUCUCUUCAAAGAGAAUUGGAGUCUGACAAGAGCCAAACAUUAUUUGAAUCUAGCAUGAUAUCAGAUUUCAAGGAUCCUACAUCUCAACCUGGUACUUAUUCAAUGCAGAGGAGUCAAUGUAAUAUCAACCAUCCAUGGUAUUAUUAA
Molecule: messenger RNA, 1559 nt
Organism: Moneuplotes crassus
Lineage: Eukaryota; Ciliophora; Spirotrichea; Euplotida; Euplotidae
Source: the annotation of a GenBank genome assembly